Aspergillus candidus is the source of this 1915-nucleotide messenger RNA. RefSeq names its product Zn(II)2Cys6 transcription factor domain-containing protein. The coding region runs from base 275 to 1702 and encodes 475 amino acids. Gene Ontology annotation, molecular function: zinc ion binding; DNA-binding transcription factor activity, RNA polymerase II-specific. The record is from RefSeq and is a predicted model, not a curated record. The transcript is spliced from 2 exons. Lineage: Eukaryota; Fungi; Ascomycota; Eurotiomycetes; Eurotiales; Aspergillaceae. Gene Ontology annotation, biological process: regulation of DNA-templated transcription.
ACUAAGGGCACCAGAGUGCAAGGGGUCAUUCCUUCGGUGAUGGUCAAGGCAACCAACUGGUUAUGAUUCACGUGCCGGGGUGCGAACUAGUCCGCCUUUCAAAGAUGAUCGCCAUGACCUUCUUUCACUUGGCGGUCUUUGUAAGGCUGACCGGAUCUCUCUCCGUCAGAUCCCUCUGUCCCUUUCUUUGCAUCCAUACACGUUGCGAUCUCCAUCUCUCCCACAUACUUCAUGACGGUCCGAUCAUUCGGAACUGGUGAUCAAUUCUGAAUUGAUGGGGGGCGUGUUACGCAGCAAAGGGUGCUCGGUGUGUGUGAAGCGGAAAGUCAAGUGCGACGAAACCCGUCCAAAGUGCCUCCGCUGUCAAAAAAGGAACGUGGAAUGCCCAGGCUACGAGAGGCAACGGAAAUUCCACCACGUGUCUCCCGGGGAGACAGAGAAGGAGAACCCGGUCAAAAAUGACCCUCCAGCGGAACAGCAGGUGUCAUCGAGUAGCUUGUUGCUACGCGCCACUCCAGCGCGCAGAGGAGUGGGUUUCACGUCCAUAGAUGAAUCAGUGAAUCCCAGUCUAGUCGCUAGGAUCAUGGAUAGCCAACUUCGCGAGGCGUUUUGCGCAUUCGUUCCGACGGCGUUUCCAGGCCAAUAUAAUGCUUACGUUCCGCGUCUCAACAUGACUUGGGUCUCUUUCGUUCGCAGCCAGAAGGUCCCGAACCCAACCCUCGAUUGGUCUUUGCGCGGCAUCGCCAUGCUGUACAUGGGGAAAAUUCAACACGACCCGCGGUUGGUGCAUCUCAGUCGGGACAUGUACCGUCGUGCACUGCGGCAUCUCGCCCGAGUGAUUGGCAAUCCUUCAAUGGUGGCUUCGGACGAUGCCCUCGCCUCGACAAUGUUCCUCGCGACCUACGAGAUGAUGGCGGACCGGAAACAGAAAUCAUGGAUACUACAUUCACGCGGCCUCUCCCACCUAAUCCGUCUGCGGAGGGCUCAGGCCUACGUCGACGGAACCGCUCGGCUGCUGCUGGUGUCUUUCCGGCCUUUUUUCAUUUUCCAGGCUUUUCUCCUGGGGGAGCGGUGCUUCCUGGAAGACCCGAUGUGGAAGUCGAGCAUUGACGACGCCUUGGCAUUAGAAGAGCAGAGAGGGAAAGCAAGUCGUUUAGGUGCCUUGGUGGAGCAUGCAUUCUACGAGAUUGCUCGAUGUCCUGGCUUUCUCGUGAGCACCAAGACCCUGAUCGCCAGCUCGCAGAAAACGUUCGACCGUCGGAGGGAAGACUUGACAAAGGACAUCGCCGACUGUCGGGAUGCUUUGUGCGGCAUGCGGUCGCAGCUGAAGUUUGGCCUUAAUGCGGCGAGUGACGAGUCUCAUAACCACAAGCUACUAGAGUUUGUUGGGCCCAUUCCUGCCUCCGCCGCCUGUCUUCUGGGCAAGAGAUCGCUCGAAGGAGUCUGCACUGCAAUUGCGAUGCUUCAACAGUUGAUCGCAGUGAUCGGCUCCGAGGAGACCCGUCGGGAAGCCCUUCUCUCCAAUCCUAUUCCCGCCGUUGGACCCGACGUCUGGCACUCGGCGGCCAUGGCACUGAAGGCCCGCGCACUGUAUUCCCAGCAUUUACUAUGGUAUGAAUCAAGCGAUGAACGAACGGAGAACUUAAUGGACCGCAUUGCAAUGACUUUGGGGAUGUUGACUUUAAGAACACAGGCAGAAUGACUUUUCUAGUUUAGGUUUAGAAAGUGGCAACUGAAACAAAAGGGAACGCCGUGAUAGCUCAAUCUCUUGGUCCAUGCGACCGGGUGAACAAAUCUAGCUGAAACUUGUGCAAUGCUUUCUUCUGCCCAAGCACGGAAAUGAGACUUGCCAAUGCACGCUUAUAUACGAGAGGACCAACCGAGAUACUUCUGGUCUGGUUCCCCCAGGUCUAGC